AUGGCAACACGCCAGACAGUGAAUUUGGAAGCUUUUGUGUACGAGCUGGGUUCAUUAGGGAUGGGGAGGCUUCGGUUCAACGUGCCAUAUCCUACCCUCUAUGCUCUAGAUUCUGAUUACAAAGAUGCAAAGCUUUUCAACUGUGCUCAGAGAGGGCAUCAGAACUCGCUGGAGAUGAUGCCCAUGUUUUUCACGCUGAUGAUGCUGGGAGGGAUGAGGCAUCCUCGCACAUGCGUGGCGCUUGGUUUACUCUACGCCGUGUCUCGCGUUCGGGAAAUAUGGCUUCUUGGCCUUGUUGGGAGAGAGAAAGUGAGAGGAGGGGAAGAGAUGGAAAUAAGGAAGGAAUCUGAUAUAUGUGAGUGUAGAUAG
Molecule: messenger RNA, 369 nt
Organism: Juglans microcarpa x Juglans regia
Lineage: Eukaryota; Viridiplantae; Streptophyta; Magnoliopsida; Fagales; Juglandaceae
Product: microsomal glutathione S-transferase 3-like
Exons: 3
Coding region: 1-369 (122 amino acids)
Cellular component (GO): membrane; nuclear envelope; endoplasmic reticulum
Molecular function (GO): glutathione transferase activity; glutathione peroxidase activity
Source: RefSeq, a predicted model, not a curated record